Molecule: messenger RNA, 5613 nt
Organism: Betta splendens (Siamese fighting fish)
Lineage: Eukaryota; Metazoa; Chordata; Actinopteri; Anabantiformes; Osphronemidae
Gene: atosa
Product: atos homolog A
Exons: 12
Coding region: 1260-4559 (1099 amino acids)
Source: RefSeq, a predicted model, not a curated record
GGUUUCCGUCGCACGCGGGCCGUCCCGUGUUCCUCGCGAGUUUUUUGGUACCACUCCGAACUUCGCCGUUGCUAUGGCUGCGAGUUCAGGCGAGGCUGGGCCGAGGGGCGGGAAGUGACGAGUGUGGCUGUUGUUGGGACACGUGACUGGAGCUGCGCUGAUCUGUUUUGACAAGCAGCAGGGAGGGAAGUGCGGAGGGCAGGCGGACCGUGAGCAUCGCGACUGGAAGCACUCGCUGCCGCUUCCAUCCGCGACCUGCCUCGGCGAUCUCGGCGUCGAACUCGCCCCACGGUCCCCGCCGCUGGCCUGUCAGCGGUGCGACGGCGGCUGCUGCUGCACGGCGAACGGCCGCAGACCAGCGGGCGCGCGCGCGCUGCCGAGGCGUCGGAGCCGAGUUUGGCUGCUCGUCGUCGGGUUCGGAAAAAGUUUAGUGAAGCUCACAAAGGAAGUCAUCGCAGGUGGCGUUCGUGCCGUCGAGUUCGUGGCGACGGGUAGAAAGUGGACCGCGCGCGCUUGACGUCGCGAGAACAAUAACACGCUAAACAUGGUCCUGGAGCCCAAAUAAUAACAAUAAGAAGACAAAAAGCGAGGCCGCCCGUGAGCAGCGUCGGUACCGAGCUGAGGCUAACUACCUGCGCUACGUUGGGGGUUGGGGUGUUUAAAGCUACAUGGAGGGUCGUCGUCACCGCUUCACGCCGAACCUCCCAGCGACGACACGGUCAGUGGCUUGAGUUGCUCCGCUGCCGCGGUGCGGAGUUAGCGAGCCCCGCACCCGCGCGGCGUCGUCGUUACCGGAGAGCGCGCACAGAAAUGCACCGCGACGUAACUAUGGCUCAGGUGGUGGAAUUCGAGACAGGCUGUGACGGUAGCCAGCUCGCUAGUUAGAACGCGGGCAGCCCCGUUGGCCUCUAGCUAGGAAGCCGCUUGACAACGUCGCCCGGCGGACAUUAGCGAUCAGCUGUCUUUGUGCUCGUCGGCGAGGACGUUACGGUGCGACUCCAUGGACGUGUACAGUAGCAUGCUAACAAAGCGAUGCUUUGUUGUUGGAUAGGGGGCAGCUGGCACCGACACGCGCACUCUCCACAGCUGAUAUCGCUUAGCCAUUAGAGCGGAUCUCGGUCGCCGGAGGCUCGUGUGUGCGUGCGUGCGUGCGUGCGUGCGAGGGGGGACCCGACGCCGUCGUGUUGCAGUCCGGGCAGCGCGUGGCGGAACGCGAGAAAGAGCGUGAAGACCCCGCGAGAGGCCGUGGAGGCAGCCUGAUGACACUGGACAACAUGAAGAGCGAGCGAGAGGCAACGGAGGAGUUCUUUGAGUAUGACGCAGAGGAGUUCCUGGUGUUCCUGACCUUGCUGAUCACAGAAGGACGCACGCCAGAGUAUUCUGUGAAGGGCAGGACUGAGGGGUUGCACUGUCCGCCGGCCCAGUCAGCUAUGCCACCUCUUCACAAGCACGAAUGCAGCGACAAACUGCCUCAGUGUCGUCAGGCAAGACGAACUCGUUCCGAAGUGAUCCUGCUUUGGAGGAAUAGCAUUCCGAUUAUGAUCGAGGUUAUGCUCCUACCAGACUGUUGCUAUGGUGACGAGUGCCCCCCAAGUGACCCCAUCAGCGACCCGGUCAUCAAACAAGACGCUCUGCUGCUGGAGAGAUGGACCCUGCAGCCAGUUCCAAGACAAAGCGGUGAUCGUUUCAUUGAAGAGAAGACCUUGCUGUUGGCAGUCCGCUCCUACGUCUUCUUCUCCCAGCUCAGCGCCUGGCUCAGUGCCUCCCAUGGCAUCGUCCCCAGAAAUAUCCUAUACAGGAUCAGUGCUGCGGAUGAUGAGCUGGUGUGGCACUUCUCCCAGACUCCUUCAGAACACAUCUUUCCUGUGCCCAACGUGUCCCAAAGUGUUGCACUGCAGGUGCGCGUCCAGUCUCUCCCCCGACAGCCCACCUACCCCACCCUAGCCUGCAGCAUCCAUACCGGCCUGCCUCCGCUUUACAGCAAGACCCCCAGUCUCAGCCCGAACCCCAACAGCCACGGUGGCCUGCCCACCUUCCAAACGACGCAGGAUCCCAGCAAGGACCAGCUUCACAACUCUAACAUGUACAGCAAGAGCUCCAACUCAAUGUCUGGUCUUCUCCCCAAUGGAUUACCCAUACCUAAUCUUCCUAUCAACAACAUCCCCAUUAGCAGCCUUCCUCACACUGCUGUGUCACCCUCCUACAGCAAGAAGAGCCAGGAGCCUGGUGAUAGCUACGCAUAUCAGAACGGAGAGCUCCCACAGGUCAGCCUCCCCCAGCGUCAGGGUUCUCCACUCUUCCACAGAUCGUCCCACUCCCCCACCACCUCCCGCUCCCACUCCCCAUCUCUACUUCCCACGACUAAAGCGGGGAAGUGGCUGUACUCAGCCUUCAACGGCUCAUCCGACCCCACACAAGUCGAGGACUUUGGGCCUGGCACCAACAGCAGCGACAGGUCAAAAGGACCCCCCCCUGAGCCGCUGAGAGCCUUCAAGAGUUUCUCCCUGGCAGAGCCACCCCGCUGCCCCUCCCCGAGGCCUUCUGCACCUGAAACAAACCCCCUCAUUGGCUCCUUGCUGCAGGAGAGACAGGAAGUUAUCGCCCGCAUCGCACAGAGGCUCAACUUCUGCGACCCCACAGCACCACCGCUCCCCCCUGGCCUCUUCGUUUCUGACAACCCCCCCAAAGCCAUGUGGGGCAGUAAUAACGAUGACGUUACUGCCAGUAGAACCAAAGAGCCUGAGGUACCACCUUAUGAGUCUGUGGGAUGUGCGUGGCCAGGUCCCUUCAACACACCCGUGACUGACACUCCUUUCAGCAAAUUGGAGAGCUCCUCCCCCAAACCUGCAGUGUGCAGGAAGCUGAAAAUGACCGAGAUGAGAGACACAGAGGAGGAGAGGAUUGUAGAGAUGGAGAGAGACAAAGAGAAGGAACGAGACAGCUCUCUGAUCGCCCAGGCAGUGCAGGACAUAACCAGACUCAUCCAGGAGAGAUUGUCGGUCCCAACUCUGUCCCCCAGACACAGCCGGACCGGCAGCCCUCUGCACCACACUCACACAACAACCGUCACACACACUGUGCGCACAUACUCACACACCGCACAUGUCCCAGAAGCCUCCCACACUGCCACCAACGGCUACAUCAACGGCCACACUCGCGGCCACACUAGCCACGAACCUCAUCGAGGCAACACACACACAGUUGUCACACACGCGUCCGUUUGCACAGACAGCCCCCGAGUUGAUUCGGGGGCUGCAUACAAUUCUCCCCGGGCCCAGAACGGUGCUCACUCUACACUUGAAGAACCCUCAAUCAGAGACCAGUCCCACACCCAGCCUGGUCAGUGUUUACGAACACCCCCGCAGGAAAAGCUCAGAGUCAGGACACCCAGCAGCCAUGAAACCCCCACUGCCUCCACCGCCUUCGAGAACAGCCCGAGGAAUGCCCAGAUUUUUAAUUGGACUUUCAACGAUGCCAGCUUAGCCAUGAACUGUAACGUGAGACACAACCAUAGCAAGCCUCAUCCUCAGCCCCAGUCCCAGGUGCAGAUGCAGAAAUGCAUGCAAGCCCAGGCCUCUGCCCUACAGGAUGAGAACCAGGCACCCUCAGAGUCUGGGUGCUCCAGCAGUUCCAGUCCUGACAAGACUCCCCUUUCUACUGUACUGCGCUCUCACAGCCCGUCACCACUGCGCCCAUGCAACAGCUGGAAGAAGCAGAAUCGCCACUCGUUGGAUGCCACAGCAACCAAAGCCUUCCACCCGUGCACCGGCCUGCCGCUGCUCUCUAGCCCCGUUCCUCAGAGGAAAAAUCAAACAGGCUACUUUGACCUCGACACCUCUCUGGCAGCCUGUAAGGGUUUGCCUUGGGCCUCUGGGAAAAGGGUAUGUCCAAAGAGAGAGGGGUACACUGAGGAGUCACAGCAGCUGUUCAGUGCCAGUGCUCCACCUGCCAGUCUCAGCCUUCUGGGAAACUUUGAGGAGUGUGUGCUGAACUAUCGCCUGGAGCCUUUAGGGACGGUAGAGGGUUUCACGGCCGAGGUUGGAGCCAGCGGAUCCUUCUGCCCCAGUCAUCUGACAAUACCUGUGGAUGUGUCGUUCUACAGUGUCUCUGAUGACAACGCUCCCUCACCGUACAUGGGUGUGAUAAACCUGGAGUCCCUGGGAAAAAGGGGCUAUCGUGUACCUCCAUCAGGAACCAUUCAAGUGACCUUAUUCAACCCGAACAAAACGGUGGUAAAGAUGUUUGUUGUGAUGUACGACCUGCGAGCCAUGCCAGCUGGACACCAGACCUUCCUCCGCCAGAGAACCUUCUCUGUUCCUGUCCGCCGUGACGCAAACAAUCAUACCAGCAGGAAGCCCCUCAGCCUGGGCCAGGGACGCACCCUGCGCUACCUCAUUCACCUGAGGUUCCAGAGCUCGAAGUCUGGGAAGAUCUACCUCCAUAGGGACAUCCGACUGCUGUUUUCUCGGAAAUCCAUGGAGGUGGACAGCGGUGCUGCCUAUGAGCUCCAGUCCUUCACAGAGUCCCCCACUGACCCUCCAUUCUCUCCUCGAUGCUGAGGCCUGACUCCCUCCCUCCGUCCUACACUGGGAAGGCAGUUCCACCUCAAUGCCAGCAUUAGACUCCUCCUCAGCCUAGUUUAUGAAAAAAAAACAAGUUCAACAGCAGCAGCCAAUAAACUCACCUGGCCUGUUCCCAAAAUCCAAUGUUGCAUCCUUUCUGUCACUCAAAACUGACAAAGGGAAACCAGGAGGCCGGGGGACGGGUCAUAAAUGAAACCCUUUUCUCUGUUAAAUGCAGUGAUUGUGGACCAGAGAGCUUGGGUGAAGGUUUCUAAUUAUUGGAUAUGUUACAGAUCCUAUUCUUCUGGUCCUUACCAGAUACGAUAGGUAAAUCGUCUACAUGCUGUUGUGAUAUGCCUCCAGCGUCUGGCAGGAGUAACAGUUAGUUCCUUAGAGAAUUUAAAGUUCAGGUUACUUUACUCAGUUAAUUGGACUUUUACUUGACAUUGUGAAUGACAAUUAUCUAAUUUCUUUAUAGAUGCAAAAAAACCUUUUAAUGGUAAUGUUGAAUCCUUAAUCGGUUUGAUUGAACUCAAAGUAAACUCAGCUUUGUCCUUGUGAUUCCUGAGCUCAGCAGAGCGUGAGCAUUUGAAAGAGGAAGCGGAUGGCAGACUGCUGCCACGCCGACCCCUCGUCCAACAGAAAACCACAUCCCGUGGACCACCGAUGAAGUCAAACAAGCAAUCAAGCUCAAGUCACCUAACGGCAUCACAGCAGAACAUCAGAAGUGCACUGUGGAUUUUUUUUUUCUCAUAACUGGAAAUGAAACAGUAAAUAGUAAUAUUCUAAUACUUUUGUACUGUUACAGAACCACUUUAUUGGAAGUGUUGCAAUAGAAAGAGUAACCUUAGUUUAGUGUUUACACGUUCACUUUCUGUUUACUUACCAUCAGUUUAUUUAAUAUUUAAAUUAAUAUUUCAGUUACUACUUGUGACGUCUGUCAUGCUAAGAUGAUGUAGUGUAAACUGUAUAUCAUAGUAUGUAUUUUUGACAUUAAUAUUCAAAUCUGAAAAAAAUAUCUAUAUAUCUUCUAAAGCAUUUUUGAAAUCUG